CAACAGUCAUCCCGGGCCUAUAAAUAAGGUGUGAUUCAAACUAGUCCAUCAGUAUCAACUCUUCAUUAGCAGUAUGGCCAAUCUCUUUCACUCCGUUCUUCUCUUCGCGGCGCUGGCUGUGUCCCCGAGCGUGCAGCUCUGCGCCCCGGACUGCGCGGGCGUGGACCCCGGAACCAAAGUGCGGGACCCCACCGACUGCACCAGGUACUACGUCUGCGUCGACGCCACCGGAUCUGGCGUAUUAGUACCGUCGAUCGACCCGGUAGACUGCCCCGACGGACAGUACUUCAACGACCAGCACACCAGCCCCCGCUGCGACCCCAUAAGCAGUGCCCCCAACGGCUUCUGCUCCUCACUUUGCAACCCGUGUGAACCCCACUGCACCCACGCGGGAGAGGUCACUCCAGACCCUGUGGAUUGUUCCACCUACUACGUAUGUCUCGACGACGGCCAUGUUUUGCCUGUUGGCUGUCCGGGUCAAACGCCUUUCUUCGACUUCCUGGCCGGGGAAUGCCAAGACGACUCGACCCUCUGCUUUCGGUACUGCGACGUCUGCGAGCCCCACUGUACCCAGCAGAAUGAGCGUGUUCCAGAUCCGAAUGACUGCCACAAGUUCUACCUCUGUACGCCGCCCACCAUGUCCAGUUUCCUGUGUCCCCAUAACGAGAUUUUCAACAGAGAGACAGGCGUGUGUGAGGAAGGGGCUACGUGCAUAGAGGAAUGUGGUGGUGGGGUAACCGACGGAAUAUAAAACACGGUGCCGAUUUCAUCUCUCAGUUUGUAUGUGUGAUAAAAAAGUUUUUAAAUAAACAAAGUUCUCUUC
Molecule: messenger RNA, 823 nt
Organism: Penaeus chinensis
Lineage: Eukaryota; Metazoa; Arthropoda; Malacostraca; Decapoda; Penaeidae
Exons: 3
Coding region: 74-751 (225 amino acids)
Cellular component (GO): extracellular region
Molecular function (GO): chitin binding
Source: RefSeq, a predicted model, not a curated record